GUAAUUAAGACUGUGCCAUUUGCCAUAUCAAAUUAUGCCUGUGUAUUGUCCAUGCAUCUUAAGAAAAACAAAUUAUCUGCUUAAAAUUACCGAUAUGUGCCUCGAGAAUCGCAAAAAUUGUCUCGAAUUAUGACUGCACCGAAUCAAGCGACAGCAACUUUCUGUUAAGAGCAACCAAUAAAAAUGUUGUUGCUACAUACAAAUGAAAAUAACCAUGAUAAUUGGUUGGAUUGUCUGCAUAUGGAUUAACCACGAAAAAAAUUCCAGUGCUAAUAAAAAAAAUGAAAAGUCCAUCUAAAGUAUUUUAGCAAGCUUAUUUUUGUUGUUUUGGGUAGAAUGGGCGACAUAAUUUUGUCGAGUGUGCGUUUUUUCUUUUUGCAAUAAGAAACCAAAUCAUCUGCCGACUUAAACAGUCUUUGAAAACUAUAUUGUUCGUAGAAUAAAGGGGAGAAGAUUGGUUUGAAGAAAAUUGACUUGUUCCAAAAUAAACGCUCACGUUUUGGCAAUGAGAGAGGCUAUAAAAUGUGCUUUCAUCAGCAAGUUUCUCAUAACUGAGCGAGCCCUCGCUUCCGCAGUGAACUACUGUUCUUACCAUGAAGCAACUCUUUGAACCUUGAAGCGAGAUUCCUGACUUCAGUAAGGCAAAGUGUCGUGGUGAUAACAAUGAGCGGUAAAAAGAGCUUCAGCAAUGUAUCUAAUGUCCAUGGUAACCAAAGCACUGCACAAGAGAGAAUGUUUGUCUUCCUACGCAUGGAUCGUGACAUGAUGACCUCUCUGACAACUCUAACAUACACAGUCGCCUUCUUCUCACUAGUGAGUAACGCACUGGUCAUAUACUUCAAGAAAACGGAAAGAGGACCGCGAGUACAGAGAGCGCUGGACCGCUCACACACCUGUUACUUCAUACAAAGCCUCGCCUGGUCUGAUCUACUCGCCAGUUUUAUCACAGCACCUCUGUUCAACAGCAUUGUUAUGAUUGAUUUAUUCAGCAACAACCUUCAGUGCUUGAUAGCUAGAACAACUACCUUCUUUCUCCCAGUUAUAACCGUCUUUAAUCUUCUAGUGAUAGCUAUAGAGAGAUAUCUCGGCAUAUUUUACCCUUUGUACUUGCCUAGCCGUAAAGCUGUGAGGUGGUCAAUCAUUUUAGCGUGGGUUAUUGGGUUUUUAGUAGCUUUUAUCCCAGGGGUAACCUAUACUCUUUUGCGCGCUGAUAUAGGCGAUAAAUAUUAUACCCACUUUUGCGUGUACAACAAAACUAUUUCAUACCAUAAAUAUCUCUUCUGGAUAUUUUCUCUGUGCUCUUAUAUUUUACCGAGCAUCGUAUUUUUCGUGAUCACAUAUCGGAUUUCAAGAUUCCUCUCGAAGAGAGCUCGUGGCGCAAAUGGCGUCUCGACUACGAAUAAGUCUGACGCAUGGCGUUUUAAGAGCUCUCGCAUGUUUUUGUCCGUUAUCAUGUUUUUCAUCGUUCCUUACUUGUCAUGGUACCUGUAUACAUUAACUAUGACUACAUUUAAACCGAAUAUUGAUAGCCAAAUAGAUGUAGUAUUGCGUUAUAUGUUUACACAGGUUAUCCUUGCUAACGGAAUUGUCAACCCAAUCUUGUAUUUCUACCACACAAGAGAGUUCCGUGUCAGGCUAAAAAAAAUGUUGACGUUCAUCAAAGACCGCGUAGCACCUUCUACAUAAUCAAGCGCAUACCCAGGUGCUAACUAAUUGGCCAUGUGUGAUUCCAGAAAAGCAAUUCUUUGCUUUUAUCUUACCCCGGGGACCAGAGGCUCCAAGCAUCACUACCAAGAGCUGCGAGGCUUUUAUAUAACAGGCACCGCGCAGGGGGAGGGGCUGGGUGGAGGGGCUCGUUUUUCAAUAUUAUAAUUAAGGGCGGGAACUUUCCCAAACUCAGGAAAAGACGGACCAAAAUUAAAGGGAACAGGGGGGGGGGGGGGGGAUUACGGCCUCGAACCUCCCUAUUUUCAGCCCCUGACAGUUUUACUUUGUAUAUGGUGUAUAAUAGUGUACUGUGUAUGUUUUAUCUCGUAUAAGAUGUAUAGCGGAUAGCUAGAACGUUUGAGCCGCUUAUUUUAGUUUAAUAUAUCGUAGAAAAUUUUUAAUAAUGUAGAGCGGACGCUAUAGAAAUGUGAUAAAAAUGUAACGAAAUAAUAUUUAUACGUUCUCUAUACUAUGUACUUAAUCUCUACAUUCAUGCCCUUUCACUGAUGUAAAUAAAACAACGCAAAACCGUAAAACGUGACAAAUAUAUUAAUCAUUAGUUCUCUAUAUUUUAUAUAUAUCUUAAUAAAUCUCCUGAUGAGUGGGCAACCACGAAACAGGCCUUGUAGAGAUGAAACGGUAGCUCGCGUGUUUUUUUCCCUACAAACCAAGAUAUAUCCCGCUCUACACCUGUGUAUUGAGCACUGUUCUAUGAACGCCUGCACUCACGCAUUAUCUUAAAUUCUAUAUUUUUUUUCUCUCUCGUAUGUGAUGAUGUAAAUAAAAGAUGUAAAACUAUA
Molecule: messenger RNA, 2507 nt
Organism: Nematostella vectensis (starlet sea anemone)
Lineage: Eukaryota; Metazoa; Cnidaria; Anthozoa; Actiniaria; Edwardsiidae
Product: adenosine receptor A2b-like
Exons: 2
Coding region: 664-1686 (340 amino acids)
Biological process (GO): G protein-coupled receptor signaling pathway
Cellular component (GO): membrane
Molecular function (GO): peptide binding; G protein-coupled receptor activity
Source: RefSeq, a predicted model, not a curated record